Molecule: messenger RNA, 696 nt
Organism: Leptopilina boulardi
Lineage: Eukaryota; Metazoa; Arthropoda; Insecta; Hymenoptera; Figitidae
Product: germ cell nuclear acidic protein-like
Exons: 2
Coding region: 1-696 (231 amino acids)
Source: RefSeq, a predicted model, not a curated record
AUGAUCGUAAGACCUCGAAAAGUUGAAAGGGAUCUUUUGGGUUCAAAAAACGGUCCUGAUCCUGAAGAAAAUUCAGCGACUGGCGAUUAUUCCGAAUCAGAUAUUAAGGGUCAAUUAAAAAUUGUACUCGGUUUGCGACUUCAGCAAGAAAAGAAGACCGAUGAAGCAAUGAAAUCUCGUUAUGAUUCUCAAACAGAAGGAGAUGAUGAAGCAGAGCCGGAAGAUGAAGCAGAGCCGGAAGAUGAAGCAGAGUCGGAAGAUGAAGCAGAGUCGGAAGAUGAAGCGGAGUUGGAAGAUGAAGCAAAGCCAGAAGAUGAAGCAGAGUUGGAAGAUAAAGCAGAGUUGGAAGAUGAAGCAGAGUCGAAAGAACAUCAAAUUUCACAAGAUGAUCUAGAAAAAAACGAUAGGGAAACCUUGGAGUCUUGUUAUUAUUCGCAAUCCGAAAUUGAGCGUCAAUUAGAAACAGAAGCCAGUGCGCAACUUCAGGCAGAAAUAGAGACAGAUCAGGAAAUAGAAUUUCGUUUUCAUUCUCAAACAGUAACUGACGAAGCAGAGUCUAAUACUGAAGAUUAUUUACAUUCUGAAGAAAAACAAAUUUCUCCGAAUGAUCAAAAUCAAGAAGAUCAGGAUUUAACAGAUUUAUCAGACUUCGAAAAGAGCCUUAUUGAUAAACUAUUAUUGGAAGAUCCCUCAUAA